This is a messenger RNA of Cottoperca gobio, 4773 nucleotides long. RefSeq names its product forkhead box protein O3-like. Bases 133 to 2358 code for a protein of 741 amino acids. Gene Ontology annotation, cellular component: nucleus. Lineage: Eukaryota; Metazoa; Chordata; Actinopteri; Perciformes; Bovichtidae. Gene Ontology annotation, biological process: regulation of transcription by RNA polymerase II. Gene Ontology annotation, molecular function: DNA-binding transcription factor activity, RNA polymerase II-specific; RNA polymerase II cis-regulatory region sequence-specific DNA binding. The record is from RefSeq and is a predicted model, not a curated record. The transcript has 2 exons.
GCUAAAUAUAUUACAAGGCGAAUUUUAACGUGAAGUGAAAGCCUACUGAGGACAGUUGAAUACGGGGAUCGUGGAGGUAUUUCCCUCCCUUGCUCUUCCUUUUGAUUUAUUCCAUUUUCAACUGAAGGGUAAAUGUUGAUGAUGGAGGACGACGAAUUAGACGCUCAUCAGGUUGAUUCGGAUUUCGAGCCGCAAAGCCGGCCUCGCUCAUGCACCUGGCCGCUGCCUUGCCCGGAGGAUUUCCCCGGUGGACACGAGGUCAGCGGGGGUCUUCCACUGGCCAACAUCAAGGUGGAACCAGAGGACGUCCCGGCUUGCAUAGCGGGGCUCGUGGGCGGAACGCCGGGAGAGCUGAAGCAUCCAGCCGGCGCCCCGGCACCCACAGGCGCGACGCACCCAUGCCUGGCUGGCGCGGCGCUCGAUGUGACCGGACCGCUGCGCAAAGCCAAAUCCUCGCGGCGGAACGCGUGGGGGAACCAGUCCUACGCGGAUCUCAUUACCCGCGCCAUUGAGAGCACCCUAGAAAAGAGACUCACGCUGUCACAGAUAUACGACUGGAUGGUCCGUUAUGUGCCCUAUUUCAAGGAUAAGGGCGACAGUAAUAGCUCAGCUGGCUGGAAGAACUCCAUUCGCCACAACCUAUCCCUCCACACACGUUUUAUCCGGGUGCAGAAUGAGGGAACAGGGAAAAGCUCUUGGUGGAUGCUUAACCCAGAUGGAGGGAAGAUGGGCAAGUCCCCCCGCCGGCGAGCAGUCUCAAUGGACAACAGCACCAAAUACCUAAAAAGCAAAGGCCGCGUCAGAGGCAAGAGGGUUGGCCGUCCUGGGAUAGGAGUAGGGUCUGUUGUGAUUGGUCUUCAGGGCUCCCCCGACCAUGACAGCCCACCACGGAAAGGCCUCCCAGGAACUGGAGGUGCAUCUGGGACAGAUGGAGAGUUUGACGCUUGGACAGACCUCCAUUCCAGGGCUAGUUCGUCAGCCUCCACACUGAGUGGGCGUCUGUCACCCAUCCUUGCAGAAGGAGAGCCAGAGGAACCAGAGGAGGGUGGCCUGUCCUGUUCCACCUCCCCCCACCUCUAUCCCUCACCGACCAGUGCCCACUCUCCAUCCAGAGGGGCAGGGAAUCUCUGUCCUCCCCUCGAACAGCUGCCUCAGCUGGCUAACCUGACAGGUGCCAUCAGUCUGGAUGAACAGCUGAUGGAGGAUAGUUAUCAUCACCAUCACCCAUCGCAGCAGCAACACCAGCAGCACCAGCAGCAUCCAGCUGUUGGCAGACAUAAGCACCAAACCCCUGUCUACCACUACAGCUCGGGAGUGAAGGGUCAGAGCCCCUAUGGUGCAGGCGUCUAUGGUGCAACAGGCAUGGGGAUGCUGCGACAUCACUCACCCAUGCAGACCAUUCAGGAGAACAAGCCAGCAAGUUUCUCUGGAACCAUGCGGGCGUACUCCAGCACCAAUGCCCUGCAGAGUCUGCUAACAGGUGGUCCAGCUACGCAGCAAUACUGUUCCAAGGACAUAAUGCUGGGACAGGAGAGGGAAAGCCACCCUAUGAUGGGUCAGGCUAGUAAUGGAGUAGGCUCCAACCAUCACAGCCACCACCCUGGCCACCACAAUGGCCACAGUCACAAUGGACCUCAUAGUCACAGCUCAGCUCAUAGCCAUAACAGAACUCACAGCCAUACUAGUAGUCAUAAUCACAACAGUGUCACCAACCACAACCACAACCACAAUUCACCUCACAGCCUCGCUCACAACGGUCACAACCUUAACCAGAGCCAUAACCACACACCGCCCCGGGCUGUGGCCCUCAUCCCACGCGGCAAUAGCAAUCAGCUGCAGACCUACAACCACAAAGCUCCCUACCUGUAUAGCCCCCCUUCACAUGCCCAUCUCCCUGCUUCCACCACUCUUCCACCAAACCCAGCAGGCAUGCUUGGCAUGCCCCAGGACUCCUGCCAUGUGGCCACUGCCCCACACCCUCGUCACAACCAUUACCCUGACCCACAACAUCAAGGCAUGACUAACGGACCAUACCACCAUGGCCUUGGGAUAGUUAAUGGUAGUGUUGGUAGCAACUACCAUGGCUAUCACCAACCUCACCCCCAUGAGAGACUACCAGCUGACCUGGACAUUGACAUGUUCCACGGUAGCUUGGACUGCGAUGUGGAGUCCAUUCUCCUCCAUGACAUUAUGGACUCUGGGGAGGAGUUGGACUUUAACUUUGACUGCUCCCUAGCCCAGGGGGUUGGCAUCGGCAUGGGUAUGGGCAUGGGUGUGACCAUGGGAAUGGGAAUGGGAAUGAGUGGUCUGACUGGUCCACAGCAAGCCCAUAGCAACCAGAGCUGGGUGCCUGGCUGAAGUCUUGGACAAAACAUCUUACCCUCUGAACUAAAAGAACUACCCUAGCCAUGAAGCACUGUGCUCAACUGUGACAUUCCUGACUUGACACAGAGACUAAAGGACCAACAAUCCCGUCCCGCUUUGUUGUCUUGACAAUUCUUCUGUCACCCUAUCCUCUUCUGACUGACCCCCCGCCCCCGAGAGAUCUAGUUCAUGUCGCAUUAGGUUUUUUUUCAUAUCAGCUAUACUGUGAUGACAAUCUCUCAGCUGUGCUUGGCCAACAUCGCUUCUCAUCUACCAUGAGAACUGAACUCUCAAUGCACUUUAUUGCAAGUGGGUCACAUCUCCUAGUGCAGCACGUUCACAGAGCAGCUCAGGCAGAGCUUGGCAUGUUUUGUAAGGUGGCUGCCAUAUUUGACGGCAACAAAUUAGGAAAUCAGGAGCUCCGUAAAAAAGUGUCACAUCUUGGCAUUGAAUUAAAAUUGGACUCCUCUUCUCAUAUGGUGUCGUUGUCAGUGGUGGUGGGGACAAUCUUUAUUUUUGCAAAAAAUCCUUAGUUGCUUUGUGAUUAGAUCCGUGGUUUUUAAAGCUUUAUCUCAAACUCUUAGACAUUACCUGUUCCUUAUCACUCACUGUACCAAAUUUUAAAUAUUAAUUAAUACAAUAUUGCUACAUUUCAUACGAUAUAUUUAAAUAGAGAACUGAUCUGAAACGAGUUUACCAUUUUGAUGAUAAUGACAUUCACAUGCUCAUCAGAUACAAUUAAUUAUCGUACACCAGCAGUCCUGUUAUUUACAGCUACAUGCAUUUAGUCCUUGGCGCUUUAACUUUUCUCUUGGAUGUAACAUUUUGUAAAUGCCCUUUUGCCUUCAGUUAGAGAAUAUUGUCACUACAUCGUUAAAUGGAUUCUAUCAUUACUGGCUAGCAUGCAAUUUGGGGAAUUAAAAGGUUGUAUCACCUUGUCUCACCUGGGCUUCUCGUGCCAGUUUCUCUCUCUCUCUCCCUGCCUGCCACUGGAGACAAAGUGACCAUUCCUCACACCAAGCCAUUAAUGUGGCUUGAUUGAAAUUCAGCAUCUUGCUUUUAAUCUCCAAAGUGAUGCGGCAGCGAUGCGUCAUUAUUGGGAAUCUAACGCGUUGUCCUCCCAUCUCUCACCCCGGCCGUCCGGCAGCCGCUCGCCUCUCCGACUUAAUGUGCCAAGGAAGCGAGACAAAACUGUGAUUAACGCCAAGUCACUCUGCCUGCUGUCCUGCUCUGAGAAGGGCCAAUGUCACUGUCCGCUUGCCUGCUCACAGAGGGUACAAAAGUCUGUUGUUGCAGUGGAAUCAAUCAUCAUUCAUUAGUCUCAGUUUCCAUACUCUUUGGGUGUGUGUGUCUGAAAACAGGUUGUGUAUUCGUAUUGUAAAUCAUCUCCAAUCUCUGUAUUUUGUAUUCCCCUGUUCCCAUGUUUUCAGUGCUUAUACCCUGAGCUUCAAAUACUCAAAUAGGUGCAAAGGGAGAGAUUUAAGGAGAAAACAAUCAGCCAAUCUAAGUGGCAUAAGUCUACGUCAAGCCAUCCACAUCCAAUUUUUGUGUGUUUAUUCUGUUGUCUUGUAGUUGUUGUUGUAUUGUUGAAAUUCUAAGGACCAACAAGGACAGCGCUGAAAUACACAUGGUGUACGAACAGAAUUAAAUGGUGAAAUGAUGUUGGUAGUGCAGUAUGACCUUCCUAUGCUCUAAGACCGUGCACCCCUCCCACACGUGCUCUCCUCAAUUGUCUCUAUUUGUGAGUGGGGGAGUCUGAAGCUUGUUUCUCAAUGGCCUUGAGAGAGAGAAAAAAAUACCCAUAUUUUCUAGUUCCCUUAAGGAGACUCUCUGCGCUUGGUCUGCACCAAGUACGGCACACAAAGAAAAAGAUAGAGGGUGAGGGUGGGGUGAGGGUUAUUGUUACAGCCAAAGGUCAAGCACGGCACAGACUAUCAGACCCAUUAUUGAGGUAAAUACCUUUAUUUCAGGGCUUUUAGUCGCGCUGGUUCCAGCUAAUCUCCGAGUGGAAAAUAAAUGGAAUUUUCUAAGCAAAUGGGCCACACAAAGCAGUUAUGUUAACCUAUGCUUCAGACAUUCAGCAAUGCCCUGCUUUUGGAAAGAGAGCUAUAUAUGAUGUCUAAUUUUCCUAUAUUUAUUUAUGAAAGAGAUUGGUCUUUGUCACUCCUAAAUGUGGUAGUUGUUUGAGUCAACUCCUUUCCCCUUCCUUUUUUUCUCUGUGUUUUUUAAGAUGUCACUCUCCCUUUGCCCCUUUUACUGACUUUUAUUUUGUACAAAAUCUAUAUAUUAAGAAUAUUGUAUAAUAGUUUUUAAAAAUCUCAAAAUAAUAUCAGUUUUGUUGUCUAUUUCUUUUCUAAGAGAAUGUAUCUCAUCAUCUGGUGACUGUUAAAUAAAUGAAAUUAAAAGAAA